Messenger RNA from Prorocentrum cordatum, 1233 nucleotides. Lineage: Eukaryota; Dinophyceae; Prorocentrales; Prorocentraceae. The record is from the annotation of a GenBank genome assembly.
GUGCGUCGCGGGCGACGCGCCGGCGAUGCCGACGAUGGGGCAGCUGAACGGCCUGGUGCUGACCCAGGGCGAGGAGCUGCUCUGGAGCGGGGCCGACAGGAAGGCGUUCCUCUACGUGGUCAGGGCGCCUCCCGCACGGUGGCCCCGCAUGGUCAUCGGCCCCCCUGUCCCCGCGUCCAUGGUUGGAGAUGCUGAGCCGUCGCCGACUCGGAUUGCCCUGAGGGUCAUCGGCAUGGGCUGGGUCAGCGCCGUGGGCGUGACGACCCACCUGCAUCGCAACGUGCUGCGGCGGUCGCAGAAGGCGCCCUGCCCUGCAGCAAAAUCGAUCGUCUACAUCGACAGUCUCGAGAUCGCAGAGGGUCUGCCGAAGGAGCAGGCGGCGGCGCUGGGGGCGACUGUGCCAGCUCUCCUCAGCCAAGGCAGCGAGUGCUACGCCGUGGCGGGUUCGCCCAGCUCCCCUGGCAAGGACGUCCACCGCGCGGCAGAGGUCACGACGCUCGGGGAGCUCAUCGGCGGCGUCACGGGCACGCGCCGGCCUCCGCUCAGCUACACUACCGAGCUGACCGGCCACGCCCUGUGGGUCCUCGGCAAGCGGCGGGUCAGCCGCCGUCCCAUGCAGGUGCCCUUCGGACGCUGGGCGCGGGUGCAGUGCUUUUGGCGACCCCUGGCCGCCGCGUCCGUCAACGCCAGACGGUGGCUGGCUACGCUGCAUGCUGGCGGCCAGAUUUCCAUCGGGGUGGUCGAGGCCCUGCUGAUCGCGAUGGCCCUCGCGGCGCUGUCUGUUCCCGACGUGCGGCUCGAGGUCGGUCCGCUGGUCGCCGCGUCCGACGCGUCGGAGGCUGCUGGGGCCGCGGUGUACUCCGCUGGCCUGGCGCCGCGAGGCAAGCUCCUAGCCACGCGAGGCGUCCACCCUCUCAAUUCGGCGUGCGAGGAGGUCGUCGGGUUGAUCUCGGCCUUCUCGGGCAUCGACGGAGCCCGACGGGCCUUCGAGAUCCUUAGGCUGGUGCCCGCCUGCCGCCUGUCCUUGGAGACUGACGCCGACGCGGUGCGGGUCGUCAGGCGCGUCUACCCUGCAACCGCGCACUUGGUCGACGUGUACCUCGCCGGCCCGGCGGUCCUCGCCCAGCUGCUUCGCGAGCAUGGGGGGAUCGUGAACGUGCUGGUUGUCGGCGGCUUCCCCUGCCAGGGACAUGCCGUCCUGGGCGUCUACCGCAAGGGGGCUGCCGACCCGAA